UGUGCGCAUGCGUAGUAAGGCUGUGACAGAGCUUGUUGACCAUAAAGAAAUAGAUAGACACUUCGGCUAAGUCUGUUUAUAAACACAGUUUGUAAUAAUUAUGAAGUCUUGUUUCGUGUACAGCACCGGAGUGCUCUCGGUUCUUAUUAUAAUAGCAGGAAUCGCGAUGGUUUUGGCUCAUGUUUUCCAAAACCUUUUGUACAACAAGAUAAAGAAGGAAGUGGUGCUAGAAAAUGGUACCGAUGCCUUUGCUGUGUGGAAGGAUCCACCUCCGCCUGUCUACAUGCAGUUUUACUUCUUCAAUCUGACAAAUCCUAAGGAAGUGCUGUCAGGAGACAAGCCUGCUGUGAUUGAGCUUGGCCCAUACACGUACAGAGAGUAUCGGCCUAUGGAGGAAGUAAAUUUUAUGGACAAUGGCACUAAAGUAGCUGCUGUUAACCCAAAAACAUACAUUUUUGAACCCAACAUGUCACGAGGAUCUGAAGAUGACAUAAUCAGGACCGCCAACAUCCCUGCAAUGACAAUAAUGAGAAAGUUUCAAAGUUCCUUCUUUCAGCGUAUAAUCUCUGAUUUGAUGAUAAGUAACAAUGAGGGUCUUUUUGGGACGUGGAAAGUGCGAGAGCUGCUUUGGGGAUAUGAGGACCUGGUACUCAAGGAGUUUCAGAAACUCCACCAUGAACUGGACCCAAACUUUGGCCUAUUUUACAAGAUGAACGGCACAGACGAUGGAGAGUAUGUUUUUUACACCGGCAAACAGAACUAUCAGGACUUUGCCCGAGUGGAUCUAUGGAGAGGCCAGAGUAUGCUUGACUGGUGGAGCACAGAUCAGUGUAACAUGAUCAAUGGAACAAAUGGAGCAACCUUUCAUCCCAUCAUCAACAAGACAGAGAAGCUUUACAUGUUUUCGUCAGAUCUCUGCAGGUCAAUCUAUGCUAUAUUUGAGUCAGAGCUGAGUGUCAGGGGAGUUCCUGCUUACCGUUUCGUCCCUCCCAGCUACGUUUUUGCAAAUGCAACCAUUAAUCCGGAUAAUGCUGGAUUUUGUGUGGGAGGAAAUUGCCUCAGCUCGGGUCUGCUGAAUGUCAGUGUCUGCAAACAAGGUGCUCCAAUCAUCAUGUCCUCUCCUCAUUUCUAUCAGGCUGAUAAGAAGUUUAGUGAUGAUGUAUUCGGGAUGCGACCCACGAAGGAGGAGCAUCAGACGGCCAUCGACAUCAACCCGCUCACUGGACUCGUGGUGCAAGCAGCAAAACGUCUUCAGGUGAACGUCUUCAUUGAGAAGCUUCCAGCAUUCAGACAAACUGGUGAUGUCAGAACAUUGGUCUAUCCAGUGAUGUACAUUAAUGAGAGUGUACUAGUCGAUGAGGAUUCAGCUAAAAAGCUUCAAAGUGUGGUUACCCAGGCCAACGUUGUGAUUAACGUACCCUUCAUCAUUAUUGGUGUUGGCAUCUUAUUAGGCAUUGUCUUCAUCAUCCUCAUGUGUCGUCAAGAGCGGGGCACUCCUGAAGAAUCCCAGCCUUUGCUGAGCUCGUAACACAACAGGAAGUCAAAGUUUCCGUAAAUGUCUGUGCAGUCAUAAACUGAAACCCUUCAAUAAUGCCAGCAAACGCAGUAUUUUCACAUCUAUUUGUCAAACUAGAAGGACUGACAUUUUACUUUUACUUUUCAAAACAGAAUAACAAACACCUACUGUAAUCCUAGUCAAAAUAGAUUUAUUGUGUGAUUUUUAGAUUGGAUAUAUUUGCAUGCCGUGCCAUAAUAGUCAUUGCUUAUCAUAAACUCUGAUACGUCUUACAUUUCCAGGAUAGUACUAGCUUUCAUUCAUUGAUUACUUGCAGAAAUGUUAAUAAUUGUGUUUUCUGAAUAUUGUGCAUUUAUGAGUCAAGGGAUUUCCGAUAGCAAAUUGUAAGCUACAAAUUCCUCAAUUUAUAUUUACAUUUGGCAGAUGCUCUUAUCCAGAGCGAUGUUUACCAGGUUUCAGACUUAAGCUAACAAGAGACUAAACAUUGUUCAAUUUUUUUUUUUAAUAAUUUUUUCAUUUUUUUGUGUUUUGUUUGUUUAUUGUUUUAAAUACACACACAUACAAAAACCAUGGAAGAAAGUGAUAGUUCAAGUAUUUCAUGAAGAGGUAGGUCUCCGACUAUCAUUUGAAGAUACCCAGUGACACAGCUGUCUGGACCCCUAGUGGAAGUUCAUACCCUGAGAGAUGCUGGGACUAGACAAGCAGUGCUGGUAGCACUGAGGGUGUGAGGUGCAGUGCGAGGAGUGAUGAGGGCUUUGAGGUAAGACAGUGCUGGUCUGUUUUUGCCUUUGUAGGCAAGAAUAAGUGUUUUGGAUCUGAUGCAUGCAGCUGUCGAAAGCCAGUGUAGAUAGCGCAGCAGUGGGGGGGGGGAUACGAGAGCUUAGACAGGUUGAAUACAAGUUCUGCAGCUACAUUUUGGAUUAUUUGCAGAGGAUUAAUUGCAUUCAUAGGAAGACCUGCCAGCAGUUAUUUCUAGUAGACCAGUCUUGUGAUGACAAGAGACUGAAAAAGUACCUGAGCAGCCUGUUUGAACAAAAAUGGCCAAAUCCUUAUAAUGUUGUAGAGAAGGAACUGAGUGAGUGUGUCAUAUUAGCAACAUGUGAGGAAAAGUAUAGUUUAGUGGGUUACAAGCUGUGACUGAAGGACAUUCAGUCAGAUCGUUAUGCAGGGAUAUUGCAAGAUCAUGACCUAGAGAUGAAUCACAUGGAAUGACCAGCAGUUCAGUUUUGCUAGGGUUGAGCUUCAACUGAUGAGCCGUCAUCCAUGAUGAUAUGUCUGCCAGACAUGGUAAAGGGCCUGUGGUAGCCUAGUGGUUAAGGUGUUGGGCCACCAAUCAGAAGGUUGUGAGUUCGAUCCCAGGCCCACCUAGCUGCCAUUGCUGGGCCCCUUAAGCUUAAGGCCCUUAACUCUCAAUUGCUCAGCUGUGUAAAAAUGAGAUAAUGUAAGUCACUCUGGACAAGGGCAUCUGCCAAAUGCUGUAAAUGUAAAUGUAAAUGGUUUGAUCUGAACAGAAGCUGUGGUAUCUGAGGGCAGGAAGGAGAAAAUAAGUUUAUCAUCAGCAUAGCAGUAGUAAGAGAACCCGUGUGAGGAAAUAACUUCAACAAGAGAGUGAGUAUACAAGGAGAGGACCAAGUACUGAGCCCUGUGGGACACCACUGAGUCUUCAUGGAGCAUAUAUCACUCCCCUCCAUGUAUAACUUGCACAUACACUUGAACCAUGUACAAACAGUGGCGUCCUGUACCAUCAUUUCAUCAGUUAAAGUCAACUUUUUUUUUGUACUUGUUUUAUUUUAGUUUAGGUGUUUGUUUGGUGCUUCAUCUAAUUGUGUGUAAUUUUACUGCUGGCUGAAUCUGAACAUUUUACUACUAUAAUAAUUUAUAUAGGCUUAAUAUUAUUUUACUGUGUUUACUCUUAAUGUUGGGAAAUUUCCACUGUUCAUUGAGUGUAUUUUAACUUUUGCAAAAUGUCCUGUGGAUGUCAAUGUUAUUGUGCUUUUAAAUGUCUGAAUAUUACAUUUUAAUUCGAUUGUUUCUUGUUUGUGCUACAAUUUGAACAAAUCUGAUCAUUAGCUGCAUUUUGCAAACUGGCCUCAUUUAUUAGUCUAUUAGUAAAGUUGGAAGAAAAUCUGCAAAUCUCGUUAAAGGUUUGUGUUGACAGAUAGCCAUGAGGGUAAAACCAUAAAAACAGAAAAAAUGUUUUUUGACACUACUAUACCAAGAAGAAAAGGUUUAAUGUAUGCGAUUAUAUCUUCCUGCUCUGUGCAGGCAGACCAGCUUGUCCUCCAUUUAUAUGCCACCAUAUCUUAUUUUAGUGAUAGUAUUAAUUUGAUUGAUUUCUCUUAAUUUAUGGCUUCAUUCUUAAUUUAUUUCGUUUCUUUAAUUAAUGGCAGUAAUUCAAAACAACUGGUUUUCACAAAAUAUUUCAGACAGUAUUUUUAUUCUCUGACCUAGUAACCUAGCAUGUGGAAAAGCAAACACUCCAAAGCAAAUCCUUAAGUGACCCUUUGCUAAAGAAGAGGUUUACAUCAGUUAAUCUUCUUAUGCAUAAAUCUUCACUCACUCCAGUGAGUUAAAUAUAUUUUUUUUUUCUGAAUUUGCAUGAUUUUCAUGAGAACCAAAUUUCUUGUGAAGUAUGAUUUCCACAUAAAUCCUCUAUUUAAAACAGACACACUGUGGACAUUUAGCCUCAGUCCCAAAUGCUACCUUGUUUUUUUUGUAACUACAGUUACACUUUUCUAAGUCUAUGUCCCAAACUUUAGUUACAUAAAAUCUACUAAACUGAUAUUUUAGUUUAAAAAAAUCACAUUGCCUUAAAGACAUUGUGAGUCAGUUUUAAAACUGAUUAAUGGCUAGAACCAGAGAAAAAUGUUGUACAAAUAACAUUCAAAUUAAAUUGUAAGUCUAGCUAUUAUAACUUUAUUCCGCACCGCUGUUGAAUUCUGACCUGAUUUUAUGCGGCGUGUAAUUUAGACGAUUUGUAGAAUCAAUCAUCUUAAACACAAAUAAGAUAAAGAUUGGUGUUUGGUGUUGGAGGAUAGUGUUUUUACUAAUUUGGCUGUUUUGCAUGUUGUGCUUUUUGUCUUAAAUAUUUUAAAUUCUGUUUAGUUUUUUGGUAAAUUGGUGGUUCGAAAAUGUGUGGUUCUGUUACUUGUGAAUGUUUUCAAAGGGAUUAGAGAGAGAGAGAGAGAUUAUUAUUACUUUCACUCAUUUACUCCUGCACUUUAUUGAGCAACCACUUGUCAAAUAUUUUGUUUUGUAUUUCCACUAAACAAUGUGAUAUUUUAAAUGUCAUCAAUAAAAAUGCUGUUUUAAUGAA
Tachysurus fulvidraco (yellow catfish) is the source of this 4832-nucleotide messenger RNA. RefSeq names its product scavenger receptor class B, member 2c (gene scarb2c). Lineage: Eukaryota; Metazoa; Chordata; Actinopteri; Siluriformes; Bagridae. Gene Ontology annotation, molecular function: scavenger receptor activity. The transcript is spliced from 12 exons. Gene Ontology annotation, cellular component: lysosome; cytoplasm; membrane. The coding region runs from base 101 to 1528 and encodes 475 amino acids. Gene Ontology annotation, biological process: receptor-mediated endocytosis; protein targeting to lysosome. The record is from RefSeq and is a predicted model, not a curated record.